Molecule: messenger RNA, 435 nt
Organism: Aspergillus chevalieri
Lineage: Eukaryota; Fungi; Ascomycota; Eurotiomycetes; Eurotiales; Aspergillaceae
Exons: 2
Coding region: 1-435 (144 amino acids)
Source: RefSeq, a predicted model, not a curated record
AUGCCGGCCGAUGAGCAAGCAAAGAAAGGAGCUAGGUCUACCCUACAGACCAACCCUCCUCCUGCAAGAUAUGCCUGGGCUAGUCGGACGUUGAAGGAGGAAUUCUGGCGGCGAUUUCAAGCAUUCUGGGCGGACAACGCGCCACAGCAAUAUCAGGAUCUCUCCAUUGGCCUGGAUAAACGACCCACAAACUAUCCCUUCCCAGAGCCACCCUCGGUCGUCUCCUUGCCGCCCGGUCGGGCCAUGGAGACUUCGUCUACUAUCAUGAGCGCUUCGGACAUGAAGACGCCAAGUUGGAGUGCUCGUGCGGACGCCCAAAGGCCCCCCAUCACUUCUACUACUGCCGGAAGGGCCACAAGGCAUCCCCACAGCCAUGGGGAAGCCGACAAGUGGAUGAGAUUCUGCGCUCUAGGUCACGAACAAGGGAUCCUAUGA